AGGCUUCAUAAGGGAGUGUCACCAUCUCACAAUCUCUCCUGCCAGCAAAGGGAAACCUAAAGAGGAAAGAGUGCCUAAAGCCGGGAAAAAAAAUACUUCUUCUUCCACCAACAUGUGCACUGCUGGAAAAGAUAUUACAUGCAAGGCAGCUGUUGCCUGGGAGCCUCAUAAACCUCUGUCCAUUGAAACAAUUACUGUGGCUCCACCAAAAGCCCAUGAAGUUAGAAUUAAGAUUCUUGCCUCUGGUAUUUGUGGAUCAGACAGCAGUGUACUGAAAGAAAUUAUUCCUUCCAAAUUUCCAGUGAUUUUGGGCCAUGAAGCAGUUGGAAUUGUUGAAAGUAUUGGGGCAGGAGUAACUUGUGUAAAACCAGGUGACAAAGUAAUCCCACUUUUUGUGCCCCAGUGUGGAUCUUGUAGAGCCUGUAAAAGUUCAAAUAGCAACUUCUGUGAAAAAAAUGACAUGGGUGCAAAAACAGGGCUGAUGGCGGACAUGACCAGCCGAUUUACUUGUAAAGGCAAACCAAUUUACAACUUAAUGGGCACAAGCACUUUCACUGAAUAUACGGUUGUGGCUGAUAUAUCUGUUGCCAAAAUAGACCCCAAAGCCCCUCUUGAAAGUUGCCUUAUUGGCUGUGGAUUUGCUACUGGAUAUGGUGCAGCAGUAAACACUGCUAAGGUAACUCCAGGCUCUACCUGUGCGGUUUUCGGAUUGGGAGGUGUUGGCUUCUCAGCCAUAGUUGGAUGCAAAGUUGCUGGAGCUUCACGUAUUAUUGGGGUUGGAACUCAUAGCGACAAAUUUCCCAAAGCCAUUGAAUUGGGAGCCACAGAAUGCCUAAACCCAAAAGAUUAUGAUAAACCAAUCUAUGAGGUUAUUUGUGAGAAGACUAACGGAGGUGUAGAUUAUGCCAUUGAAUGUGCUGGACGCAUUGAAACUAUGAUGAAUGCAUUGCAAUGCACUUAUUGUGGUAGCGGAGUGACUGUAGUGCUUGGAUUAGCAUCUCCAAAUGAGCGUGUUCCCCUUGACCCACUCCUACUACUGACAGGUCGGUCAUUGAAAGGAUCUGUCUUUGGAGGCUAUAAAGGAGAAGAAGUCACAAAGCUUGUUGAUGAUUACAUGAAGAAAAAAAUCAAUGUUGACUACUUGGUGAGCACAAAAUUGACAUUGGAUCAAAUCAACAAGGCAUUUGAGCUACUCUCCAGUGGACAAGGGGUUCGAAGCAUUAUGGUAUACUAAGCAGCAAAUGGAUCUGCCAGCAAAUGAUUUAUUCUUGCACUUCUUAGUCUGUUUCAUGCUUCCAUAUUCAAUAAUAUUCAACAUGGACAUUUUUAUUCUCUAAUGAAAGGUGUAUGUUACAACUUAAACCUCUGAAUUAAAUGUAAUUAUUCCUUGACAAUGCAUAGUAUAUUUUUUUCUUUUUUGUACAAUUUUUGCCUGAAAUCUUCGAAUAUAUGAAAAACAGGGUAGAUCUAAUAACAAAUCAAUAAACAUGAGCUUAUUCACUAAAGCAGUUCAAAGUACAUUGACUAUUGUUGUAACCCAUUGCAGCCAAUCAGAAUUCAUCUUUUAACUGAUCUAGCUGUAAUCACAUGGCAUUUAUGUUCCACGUUAUAAAUUGUGUUCUUAUCACUCUGCACUUGAUGUUAUAUUUAAAAUCAGACUACCUUUGUUUCAUAUCAGUGCUGGUCAAGCAAUGGAGUUCAUAGGAAAACAUACUUAUGUACCUUCUGACCACCAGUGUCUGUACCCGAAAGCUCUGUAGGGUCGAAGGGAAUCUGCCAUGAAUUCAGAAAAGUCCAUAUCUACUAGUAGCCUUGGGUCUAUUUUUUUACUAUAUGAAAAUCUGUAAGAAUCAUAUAAUUAUGUUAAAUGACAAGAAAAAGUGCUGAUUUUCAUUUGUCUGCUGCCAAGCUAAUAAUAAUAAAUUCUCUUUAACAUA
Molecule: messenger RNA, 1937 nt
Organism: Rana temporaria (common frog)
Lineage: Eukaryota; Metazoa; Chordata; Amphibia; Anura; Ranidae
Product: NADP-dependent alcohol dehydrogenase
Exons: 9
Coding region: 113-1234 (373 amino acids)
Biological process (GO): retinoic acid metabolic process; retinol metabolic process
Cellular component (GO): cytosol
Molecular function (GO): all-trans-retinol dehydrogenase (NAD+) activity; zinc ion binding
Source: RefSeq, a predicted model, not a curated record